CUUGGACAGUCUCCUCUGAGGCAAACACAGCUGAAAAUGUCGGUUCCGGAAGUUUCAGUAGCGAAGAGUCUACAACAGCCGAAACGGCCAUGUCUACAGAGUACAGUUCUUUCAGCUCAGGUCAUACUGAACCAAGUAGUACCCCCUCCGAAUCAUCUGGUUCUGAAGCAUCCACCACUGCUUCUUCCCAAGUUGUUGAUUCAUCUGCUUCAACCUCUUCACAAGCAUCAGAUUCUCAAGAAUCCACCACCGUUUCUUCCGAGCUUGUUGAUUUGUCUGCCGCCAUCCAUUCCUCCAUUUUCUCCAGUAACUCGAGUACUGAGGCAUCUUCGUCUACUGAGUUGGAUGUUACAAGUUCGCCCACAAGCACGUCAAAGGGGCCAACCGAUACGACCUCUGUAGAUUUAGCUGGCUCAACCUCACAGACCUCGUCAGAGCUAGCUAGUUCAGCUAGCUCAAGUACAUUCUCAAUUGGUGAAGAGACAACUCCAAACACAUCGACAACAACGUCAGAGUCUUCAUCAGAGAUCACAGCGUCUACUACAGAGGCCAUUACCACGACAGGCUUGAACACUACCACCGCCAGUACCGCAGACAUCACUAAAGAUCUCAUAACGACUACAAGUUCUACCACAGAGCUUAGUAGCUGCGCCAGUUCCAGUAAUCCAUACACCGUCGAGGGUGUCACCUUUGAGCUCUCCUGUGACUACGAUGUCAGAGGCGGUAUAUCGAUAGGAAAAGUUCAGGCCAACAGUUUCGACCACGGAUACAGUUCAAUUACUGGAACUUCUGGGAACAAUCAGUUUGACGUUGCAAUCAAGGUGGUUGCUACCACUACGACCACUGCUUAA
This is a messenger RNA of Fusarium redolens, 851 nucleotides long. RefSeq lists its product as uncharacterized. Lineage: Eukaryota; Fungi; Ascomycota; Sordariomycetes; Hypocreales; Nectriaceae. The record is from RefSeq and is a predicted model, not a curated record. The transcript is spliced from 2 exons. The coding region runs from base 90 to 851 and encodes 253 amino acids.